Molecule: messenger RNA, 1374 nt
Organism: Ipomoea nil (Japanese morning glory)
Lineage: Eukaryota; Viridiplantae; Streptophyta; Magnoliopsida; Solanales; Convolvulaceae
Product: putative nuclease HARBI1
Exons: 1
Coding region: 1-1374 (457 amino acids)
Source: RefSeq, a predicted model, not a curated record
AUGGAUGAGUGGAACUCAAUUGGUGAUUCUAAUUCAUUUUAUUCGGAAUUUUCUACCCAAAAUUUUGAAAACUCACCCUUCUCUGACUCGUCUUCUUCUUCAUCCCAAGACCCAGAUAAUCCUCUUUCUGAGCAAAAUAUCAUACAGUGGUUCAUGGAUGAUACUCUAUCGAACCUACUAAACCUACGACGAGAAGCUAUAGAAAAUGAGGCUGCAUCCUCUCAGCGUAGAAGAAGGCCAAGACAGGUCAUUGAGAGAAAUCGUGAAGAAGCAGAUCAACGAUUAUAUAAUGACUACUUCUCUAAUAGCCCAACGUACACCGACGAUUUAUUUUGGCAAAGGUUUCGAAUGCGAAGAAACUUAUUUCUUCGCAUAGUUGAAGGUGUUACAAAUUAUGACCAAUAUUUUCAAAGCACUAUAGAUUCUACCGGUAGAAGGAGCUUUUCGCCGCUACAGAAGUGUACUGCAGCAAUGCGUAUGUUAGCAUAUGGGAGUUCUGCAGAUGCUGUUGAUGAGUAUAUACGAAUGGGUGAGACGACUGCAAUUAUGUGUAUGAAGAGAUUUGUUCAAGCUAUCAAUGGUGUGUUUGGGGAAGAGUACCUGAGAAGGCCAACUGUUGUAGACGUACAAAGGCUAAUGCAAAUUGGAGAACAAAGGGGCUUCCCAGGUAUGCUAUGGAGUAUCGAUUGCAUGCACUGGGAAUGGAGAAAUUGUCCAACCGCCUGGCAUGGACAAUAUGUUAGAGGAGAUCACGGCUAUCCAACCAUUAUACUUGAAGUUGUUGCUUCUGCAGAUCUGUGGAUAUGGCAUGCUUUCUUUGGUCUCGCAGGUACAUUAAAUGAUAUCAAUGUGUUGGACCGAUCCCCAAUCUUCCACGAGGUCUUGGAAGGUAAAGCACCUCAGGUAAAUUACGUUGUUAAUGGUAACCAUUACAAUUUGGGCUAUUACUUGGCAGAUGGAAUAUAUCCAAGUUGGGCAACCUUUGUGAAGUCAAUCCCCUUACCUCAAAGUGCAAAACAUAAAUUAUUUGCAAAGAAACAAGAAGGUGCAAGAAAAGAUAUAGAAAGAGCCUUUGGGGUGCUCAAAGCACGAUUUGCUAUCAUUUCUAACCCGGCACGAAUGGGUUCCAAAGAAACACUUGGACAAAUUAUGAGAGCAUGUAUAAUCAUUCACAAUAUGAUUGUAGAGGAUGAGCGAGACUCAUAUGCUAUUGAUUUUAAUUAUACGAAUGAAAGUGUGAAUUGUAAUGUAUCUAUACCUGAAAAUAGUCCUGGCCACUUCAUUAGAAAUGAGGAUUAUAUUCGAAUUCAUGCAAGGAUUCGCAAUAGGCCAACAAACCAUCGACUACAAGAAGACUUGAUCGAGGAGAUAUAG